This is a messenger RNA of Pelodiscus sinensis (Chinese soft-shelled turtle), 1468 nucleotides long. NCBI's taxonomy places the organism in Eukaryota, Metazoa, Chordata, Testudines, Trionychidae. The record is from RefSeq and is a predicted model, not a curated record.
UGUUACUGCGCCGCUCCGGGGCAGACGGAGCAGUUGCGAAUUCGCCGUCGCCGCGCGGGCAGCAGGGCGCGCCCGGUCCCCUGCAGCCAGGCAGCAUCUGGCGCAUCUGGCACAUCUGGCAGCGGGAGAAGGCGGCUCCUUGCCCGGCGCCCCGCCUGCGGUCACAGGCGGACAGUGCAGCCCGCGGGAUCCGCGCAGAGGCAGCCGCAGAGCAGAGCCGGGCUGGACAAAGCCAUGACGGCUGAAAAGACUAUUCCUAUAAUUAAUGGCAAGCCAGAAGAUACUUUGGACCCUGAAGCCUCAAGCACCAACCUAUUCCACAGCAACGAUAAGAAAGUGCAUGAAAGAGGCCACUGGAACAAUAAGGUUGAAUUUGUGCUUUCUGUGGCAGGGGAGAUUAUUGGGUUGGGAAAUGUGUGGCGAUUCCCAUAUCUUUGCUACAAGAAUGGAGGAGGUGCUUUCCUCAUUCCGUAUGUGGUUUUCUUUAUUUGCUGUGGAAUACCAGUAUUUUUCCUGGAGACUGCCCUGGGGCAGUUUACUAGUGAAGGAGGUAUUACAUGUUGGAGAAAAGUUUGCCCGCUAUUUGAAGGCAUUGGAUAUGCUACUCAAGUUAUUGAAGCACAUUUAAAUGUUUAUUACAUCAUCAUUUUAGCAUGGGCUAUCUUCUAUCUAUUUAACUGCUUUACCACAGAACUCCCUUGGGCUACUUGUGGACAUGAAUGGAAUACAGAAAACUGUGUGGAAUUUCAAAAGCUUAAUAUGAGCAACUGCAGUCAACUGUCUUUACAAAAUGCCACGUCUCCAGUCAUGGAAUUCUGGGAACGCAGGGUAUUAGCCAUAUCUGAUGGAAUUGAACAUAUUGGAAAUCUCCGCUGGGAAUUAGCAUUGUGUCUUCUUGCUGCUUGGACUAUCUGCUACUUUUGCAUUUGGAAAGGAACAAAGUCAACUGGAAAGGUGGUCUAUGUAACAGCUACAUUCCCAUAUAUCAUGCUACUGAUUCUUCUGGUUCGAGGAGUAACAUUGCCAGGGGCUUCUGAAGGAAUAAAGUUCUAUUUGUAUCCUGAUCUAUCCCGAUUGUCUGACCCACAGGGUGCAAGAGGGAAUGAAUGGAACUAAACCUCGCAUUCAUGCUUCCAGUUUUCAUCUUUACUUUCUUAAAUUUGGAUUUACUCCACAAUUUCCAAGUAUAAUGCAUGUGUACUUGUAAACAUUGUUUUCCUCGUCAACUAGAGGUUUGUUUAAAUACUGUUCCAGGGAGACUACAGUAUGUGUUCAGAGAGCAGUAUUUGAACCACAGUGCCAAGUAUGUUUACUGUGGAUUAAAUAAAUUGUUUCUUUUCAAGGCACAGUUUAGUUUGAAGUUCUUGCACCGUUUGUCUUUGUGUGAUUUGCAUUCCAUGGUUUGUUAUAGCUUUCUAAGCAGCUAUUCAUCUAUCUUUUCAGUUCCUCUGAGCUUUCAAGUAUUGAA